Molecule: messenger RNA, 1734 nt
Organism: Penicillium lagena
Lineage: Eukaryota; Fungi; Ascomycota; Eurotiomycetes; Eurotiales; Aspergillaceae
Product: putative MFS alpha-glucoside transporter
Exons: 2
Coding region: 1-1734 (577 amino acids)
Biological process (GO): transmembrane transport; carbohydrate transport
Cellular component (GO): membrane
Molecular function (GO): carbohydrate:proton symporter activity
Source: RefSeq, a predicted model, not a curated record
AUGGCUGAACCCAAGGCGCAAGACCCCAUCACGACCGCCGUCGAACCUGGCGAUGAGCAGCUCCAGUACUACCCCACCACGGAGGGUCCGGGUUCGGAUUCGUCCAUGACCAGAGUCAUUCAAAAUGCCAAGGCGGCGACGACAAAGGAGCAGAACAUGACCUUGUUGCAGGGCAUCAAGCUCUACCCCAAGGCCGUUGCGUGGAGCAUCCUCAUCUCGACAUGUAUUGCCAUGGAGGGGUACGACAUCAGUCUGGUCAACAACUUUUACGCGUUCAGUACGUUCAACCACAAGUAUGGCACACAAAUGGCGGAUGGCACGUACCAAAUCACUGCACCAUGGCAAGCGGGUCUGAGCAACGGCGCCUAUGUCGGCGAGAUCAUCGGCCUGUUCAUCAACGGCUGGGCUUCGGAACGCUUCGGAUAUCGGUACACGAUCAUGGCUUGCUUGAUUCUGAUCUCUGCCUGGACGGCCAUCUUCUUCACGGCCCAGAAUGUGCAGUCCCUGCUGGCGGCAGAGAUCCUCAGCGGCAUUCCCUGGGGUGUCUUUCAGACUCUGACCAUUACCUACGCGUCCGAAGUGUGCCCGGUCGCCCUGCGAGGGUAUUUGACUACAUAUGUCAAUUUUUGCUGGGGCCUGGGCCAGCUCAUUGGUGUCGGUGUGAUCAAGGGGAUGUUGAACCGGAACGACCAGUGGGCUUACCGUAUCCCGUAUGGUUUGCAGUGGAUGUGGCCACUUCCGCUUUUCAUCGGCAUUUUCCUUGCACCCGAAUCACCCUGGUGGCUGGUCCGAAAGGGUCGCACACAGGAUGCGAAACGGGCGCUAGAGCGACUGACCAGCAAGAACCGCGAGACUGAUUUUGAUUCGGAGGAAACGAUAUCCAUGAUGGUGCAUACUACAGCUCUGGAGGCCAAAAUCACCAAGGGUGCCAGUUACUUGGACUGUUUCAAAGGCACGGAUCUGCGCCGCACCGAGAUUGUCUGCAUGGUGUGGGCUAUCCAGAAUCUCAGCGGAAACUCCUUCUCCAACUACUCGACAUACUUCCUCGAAUCGGCCGGCCUCAAACCUUCCACCUCCUACUCCUUCGCCAUGGGUCAGUACAGCAUCAACAUGGUGGGCGUGUUCGGUGCAUGGUUCCUGAUGACCCUGGGUAUCGGUCGCCGCUCGCUGUGUCUGUACGGACUGUGCGGACUGUGCACCAUGCUGUUCGUCAUGGGUUUCCUCGGUCUCGUCCCCAAGGAUCACCGCACCCAAUCAUCCCUGGCCACGGGCUCAAUGAUGCUCGUCUGGGCCAUGUUCUACCAGCUGACCGUCGGCACGGUCUGCUACUCGCUUGUGGCUGAGCUGUCGACGCGCCGGCUGCAGAUCAAGACCGUCGUCCUGGGCCGCUGUCUCUACAAUAUCGUCGCCAUUAUCUGCGGUGUUCUGACCCCCUACAUGCUCAAUCCGGGCGCGUGGGACUGGGGCAACUACGCCGGCUUCUUCUGGGGCGGUAUUUGUUUCCUCUGCAUCAUCUACGCGUUCUUCCGCGUUCCCGAACCGCGCGGCCGCUCGUUCGCUGAGUUGGAUCUGCUCUUUGAGCGCAAAGUCAGCGCCCGCAAGUUCGCUGUUACUGAAGUUGACGUCUUCGAGGAGACGGUCGAGGAGGGCGUCAUCAAUGAUUACCGCGCACAGAAGAGCGGCACAUCGGAUCCCAGCGAGGUGGAGAAGAAUCCUAACGAGGAGUAUAGGUAA